GUGAGGACUCAGUUACAAAAAAGUUGUUGUUCGCAGCUCGCGUUUAACCCACACACAGACACAGCUGGACAGACAUGUCGUCUUACUGACAAAACGCAGGAUUAGCUCCGCAGAGCGACGAGCACGCGACGCUUUCCUCCAAAUGUUCCUGGACGUUUAAUUGCCUGGAGAUAAGAAAAAGCGGAGCAGCAGGAUGACGUACGCGUCACUGAUGGCGCUCGUGCUGGUUUACCUGCCGGCAGAGCUGCUGUCCAUCCAGGUGAUCGUUCCACAGAAGGAGAGGAGCACGACGCUGUUCGCCUCGGUGGUCCUGCGCUGUGACUACACAACCUCAGCAAACCCUCAGGAGGUCCUGGUCACCUGGAGGUUCAAGUCUUUCUGUAGGGACCCAGUGCUGGAGUAUUACUCCACAGGUUAUCAGGCCGCUCUGCAGCUGCGUCAGGACCCCACCAAUGACUGCCCUGACAGUCAGCGCACCAUCCGCACCGUGAUCCAGAAGAAGGGCAUCAACCAGCCCUCGCUGGGCUCAGACUACCUGAACCGCAGGAUUACCAUUCUGAACAAGGCCGACCUGGCCAUCACGGAGGUGAUGUGGUGGGACAACGGCGUGUAUUUCUGCACCAUUGACGCUCAGGGUGACACCACCGGUGACUCCGAUCAAGAAGUCAAACUCAUCGUGUACAGCUGGCUGACGGUUCUGUUCAUCAUCCUCGGCGCCCUCCUGCUCCUCAUUCUCGUCUUCAUAUGCUGCUGUCAGUGCUGCCCGCAGAGGUGCUGCUGCUACGUGCGCUGCCCGUGCUGCCCUCGGACCUGCUGCUGCCCCGAGGAAGCUGUGAUGCAGCACAGGAUGCUGCAGGAGGCUAAGAAGGCCAUGGUUCCCUGGAUGAACGGCCAGCCCAUUUACGUUCCCAUUAGCUCCAACGCCUCCUCCCAGGGCGUCCCUAUUCUGUAUUCAGGCUCUUACUUGGACCAUUCUGUCAAGACAAACCUGCCCAUGCCUCCACUGCAGCUGAAACCUAUGCCCCUGCAGCAGCACCCCCCUCCUCCUCCUCCUCUACAGCAUGUGAUUAGCAGUCCACACGGCAGCGUCAAAGCCAACGACCAUGUGCUGAACUACCUGGAGAACCAGAUCAGGGGCCUGGAUGUAGGUGCUCCCCACAUGGCUCCACCCAGCGCCCAGAAUAUGCUGCCAUUACAUCAAUAUCCUCAGGCACAGCCUUCAGCACCUGCAGGUGUUCCCCACACAUCUGGGCCCCCGAGUAUGUUGUCAGCACUGGAUGAGAUGGGGGUCAGAGGUACAGAGAGGAGAGUGAUCACGCUGCCUCCCAUCAUCGGGCGCGUAGCCAGCUUGUCGUCCCGCAGGGGGCCCGGAGGUGGAGACGGAUCCCGGGGUGGCGCCAGAAUAUCCAGCCAGUCCAGCGGGAGCACAAGUCGGUCUGCGGGAGGCUUCCCUCGCGACAGCCGUGGGUGCAGAGAAAGGGACGCCUCUCCUCCCAGGCGGGGGAUCUUACGCGACUACAGCGAUGACUUGGACUGGGAGGACCGGCGAAGAAGAGCGCCACACCGGGCGAAGGAGAGGGGCAGCUCAGCCGUGAGGAGAGGCGACGGGUCCACGCGUAGCCAUGGCGACCUGAUGGAGGAGCUGCGCCUCAAAGCCUCCCGGAGGGAGAGGAGCUGCUCGCCGCCGCAGCGCGGCAGGGAGUCGUGGAGGUCGGACGACGACAGCGGCAGCCGGCGGAAAGGAGGUAGAUGGAGGGAGGAGUCGGAGAAGCCUCCGAGCUACUCCUCCAUUGAGAUCGAGUCCGGAAGCAGCUACGGGCAGAGGAGCUACACCUGCCUCUCCGAUCGAACCUCCUGUAGCCCCACCAGCGUGGUGAUAUGAAGCAUUUCAGUUUUUUUUCUUAAAUCGUUUACUAAAUGUUUUGAUAACAAUGAAAAUUAAGGCGAACAAAGUAGGUUCAUGAAUCUAUUCAAUCAACAUAGAAGGACUUAGUUAGAAAGCACUAGAAGACACUGUAAUUGUAACAAAAAUAUAAUUUGUUUGCAUAACAAUAAUUGAAGAUGUAAAUUGUAGCUGCCUCAGUUAUAUAAACCUUUGUCUCUUUUUAACAAGAUCAUUAAUACGGAUUUUACCUUUGUCGAUGGCUAUUUGUGUAUGUUUUUUUGUUAACUUGUAAUAGUGUCUACAGUCAGAUUGUUGACACUGAGAUGUGACACUGUGAACAUCUUAUUAGUGUUUUUGUAGACUGAUAAUAUAGUCUUAAUUUUGUUUUUUAUAUACUUUUUGUAUUUAAAACGUUUUUGUAUUUGAAGCUUUGGUAAAUUUGUAAAAAUUCACACCAUACAGGUGUGAAAACCUUUAGUUCUGUAAUGAAGUGGUGGUUUUCUAAUAAAUCUUAGAUACAGCCAGUGUGAAGUGAAAUUUUUUAAUUUGAGCAGACAGACAUAGUUGAAAAUGUGCAUCCGUAAUACAAGAUUAUCCCCAGAAUUCAUUUCAGGGAUUAAAUUGUUUUCUAUCAUUAUAGGGUUAAAUGUGUGCAUGUGUGUGUGUAUAUAUACAAACAACACACCUCUCACGCUGCAUGUGUGUGGUCCUGUAGCAUAGACUUGUGCCAGCUCACAUGAACCCCUCAUUAUUUCAUGUAUUUUAGGCUGAUGGUAAAGUAAUUAACCUUAACGAGCAUCUGAGUCCCAGGACUAGUGUACAGAACAGGUUGAAUCAGACAUGCAGAUUUUCCAUUGAGACCCUGGUGUGUUCAGCAGAGGGAGCUACAGACGUGACCUAUUCUCUUCAUGUGCAUGACUCAGACAUAAACAAUGUCAUUGUCUUUAUUUUUCUGAGCCGUGUUUAAUAAAUAUAACCAUGGACAACACCGGUCUGAAGCACUGUAACCGUGCUAUGAUU
Molecule: messenger RNA, 2905 nt
Organism: Betta splendens (Siamese fighting fish)
Lineage: Eukaryota; Metazoa; Chordata; Actinopteri; Anabantiformes; Osphronemidae
Gene: ildr1b
Product: immunoglobulin-like domain containing receptor 1b
Exons: 8
Coding region: 194-1882 (562 amino acids)
Cellular component (GO): plasma membrane
Molecular function (GO): high-density lipoprotein particle receptor activity
Source: RefSeq, a predicted model, not a curated record